GCCAGAGUGAGUGUUUACACCGGCGGCUCUGCGGCCGGGUUCCUUCCGCGGGACGGGUGAGGGCGCUGGGCCCCGGGCAGCGUGACUCGAAGGAAAAAGAGAGAGCGCGAAAGAGAGAGGAUGUCUCUCUCAGACUGGCACCUGGCGGUGAAGCUGGCUGACCAGCCACUGGCUCCAAAGUCUAUUCUUCGGUUGCCAGAGACGGAACUGGGAGAAUACUCACUAGGGGGGUAUAGUAUUUCAUUUCUGAAGCAGCUUAUUGCUGGCAAACUCCAGGAGUCUGUACCAGACCCUGAGCUGAUUGAUCUGAUCUACUGUGGCCGGAAGCUAAAAGAUGAUCAGACCCUUGACUUCUAUGGCAUUCAGCCUGGGUCCACCGUUCAUGUUCUGCGCAAGUCCUGGCCUGAGCCUGAUCAGAAACCUGAACCCGUGGACAAAGUGGCUGCCAUGAGGGAGUUUCGGGUGCUGCACACUGCCCUGCACAGCAGCUCUUCCUACAGGGAGGCGGUCUUUAAGAUGCUUAGCAAUAAGGAGUCUUUGGAUCAGAUCAUUGUGGCCACCCCAGGCCUCAGCAGUGACCCCAUUGCUCUUGGGGUUCUCCAGGACAAGGAUCUCUUCUCUGUCUUUGCUGAUCCCAACAUGCUUGAUACAUUGGUGCCUGCACACCCGGCCCUGGUCAAUGCCAUCAUCCUGGUUCUACACUCGGUAGCAGGCAGUGCCCCGAUGCCAGGGGCUGACUCGUCUUCCCGGAACAUGCCCUCUGGCUCGUACCGGGAUAUGCCAGGUGGCUUCCUGUUUGAAGGGCUUUCAGAUGAUGAGGAUGACUUUCACCCAAGCACCCGUUCCACGCCCUCUAGCAGCACACCCAGCUCCCGCCCAGCCUCUCUUGGGUACAGUGGUGCUGCUGGGCCCCGGCCAAUAACCCAGAGUGAGCUGGCCACUGCCCUGGCCCUGGCCAGUACUCCGGAGAGUAGCUCUCACACGCCGACUCCUGGUACCCAGGGCCAUUCCUCAGGGACUUCGCCAAUGUCCUCUGGCGUACAGUCAGGGACACCCAUCACCAACGAUCUCUUCAGCCAAGCCCUACAGCAUGCCCUGCAGGCCUCUGGGCAGCCCAGCCUUCAGAGCCAGUGGCAGCCCCAACUGCAGCAGCUGCGUGACAUGGGCAUCCAGGAUGAUGAGCUGAGCCUGAGGGCCCUGCAGGCCACCGGGGGGGACAUCCAGGCAGCCCUGGAGCUCAUCUUUGCUGGAGGAGCCCCAUGAAUCUCCUGUUCUUCCUGAGCCUCCCGAGCACAUUGUAGAGGCUGCAUCUCAUGGGAGGCACUUAGGAAGGUGCCUCCAUCUCUCCCCUCCCCAAUAUACCUGAUGUUCAACUCUC
Molecule: messenger RNA, 1378 nt
Organism: Nycticebus coucang (slow loris)
Lineage: Eukaryota; Metazoa; Chordata; Mammalia; Primates; Lorisidae
Gene: UBL7
Product: ubiquitin like 7
Exons: 11
Coding region: 121-1263 (380 amino acids)
Biological process (GO): ubiquitin-dependent protein catabolic process
Cellular component (GO): cytosol
Molecular function (GO): polyubiquitin modification-dependent protein binding
Source: RefSeq, a predicted model, not a curated record